AUCAGUGUGUGUUCGAAUCGUUAGGAGGCACGCAGCCAUUACAAUACGCUGUAUUCAAAUCGUACGCAACGCGAUUAGAGGAACUAGACUAUUACUGCCUCAUUUUCUUUGUUUAAAUUUCAGUUUUAUUAAACUAAAUUUGAACUUUAAAGACUGUACUUUUGUCUGUUUUUCAAACAGUCGUAUAUGUAAAUAUAGUCAGCGUUGCGUCGACGCUCCGCAUUCCCAGGCAUUAGACUCACAGGAUACACGCGCAUACAGCCUUUUCCGUUUGUUUAGCGCAUUCAUUUGAACGCCUGCAUUUCGUUAACCAAGAACAUUCAGAUUUAAGAGACUCGCUUCGAUUUAGAUGGCAAGCUUCCCAGAUUUUGUCAACGAAAAUGAAAUAGGUAAAGCUAAGUUCAUCGGGGAACUCAUACCUCCUGUUGCUCCCUUUGACCAGAAGUCUGGACGGGAGACUUGGACUGUAGCUUUUGCACCUGAUGGUUCCUACUUCGCUUGGUCUCAAGGGCAUCGAAUUGUGAGACUUGUACCAUGGAAAAAAUGCUUAGCCAGCUUUUCUGUAAGAAAGGAAGAUCGGUCAAGCGGUGCAGGUUCUCGACGACUGUCCCGGCAGAACAGUGAGGGCAGUCUGCUGCCAGGCGAGCCUAGAGAGCACACCAUCGACUGCGGUGACAUCGUUUGGGGCCUGGCCUUUGGCUCUUCUGUUCCUGAAAAACAGAGUCGCUGCGUUAAUAUCGAAUGGCACAGGUUCAAGUUCGGCCAGGACCAGCUGCUGCUGGCCACGGGCCUCAACAAUGGCCGCAUCAAAAUCUGGGACGUCUAUACAGGAAAACUUUUGCUGAACCUGAUGGACCACACAGACAUUGUGCGAGACCUAACGUUUGCCCCAGAUGGGAGUUUAGUGCUGGUUUCUGCCUCAAGAGACAAGACUCUACGCGUAUGGGACCUCAAAGAUGACGGUAACAUGGUGAAAGUACUCCGUGGCCAUCAAAACUGGGUAUACUGCAGCGCAUUCUCACCGGAUUCAUCAGUCCUUUGUUCCGUAGGUGCAGGCAAAGCGGUCUUCCUGUGGGACAUGGAUAAGUACACUCUGAUCCGUAAGCUGGAGGGCCAUCAUAACGACGUGGUGUCCUGCGAGUUCUCUCCUGACGGGGCCUUGCUGGCCACAGCGUCCUACGACACCCGUGUCAUCAUGUGGGACCCUCAUACAGCCACCGCUCUGCUCGAGCUGGGGCAUCUCUUCCCUCCUCCCUCACCCAUAUUUGCAGGAGGAGCAAAUGAUCGAUGGGUUCACUCUGUCGCCUUUUGUCAUGACGGUCGGCACAUUGCCAGCGUCACUGAUGACAGGCUGGUGCGUUUCUGGAGCAUCGAUAAGAAGAGUCCUCAAGCCAUCGCCCCUCUCACUAACGGCCUCUGUUGUGCCUUUUCUACUGACGGAAGCGUCUUAGUUGCCGGGUCUCGUGACGGCAGCGUGCAUUUCUGGGCUUCUCCACGCAGCAUUGCGAGCCUCCAGCACUUGUGCCGCUUGACCCUGCGGCGAGUCAUGCCCACCCAGCAGGUUUAUACGCUGCCCAUUCCUUUCUCCAUGCACGACUACCUGGCAUACAAGACGCUUUAAGUUGGAACGCAAAACACGGCACUCUGUGAAACCAAUGAAAUGUGUGGUUUUUGUUUUUUUCUUAAAAAAAAAAAAAAUUCUGCUCAAACCUAUUCCUAAUGAAGGUGAGGUUGGUUCUUUUUGUAUUUAUUUAUUUUUCUAAUUUUUUUGAAAGUUUAGUUUUCCUAGUUGCAAGUGUAUUUCAAUGCUUUGUUCAAAUUUGUCCUUUUUUGUUUUUUUUAGCCCAUGUUAGGUAGUGGCCUUCAAACAGCCUUAAUAUAUCAGCGGACCAUGUUAUCUUUUUUUUUUUUUUUCUGGCACAAUUUGUACAGCACCUUAGAGUUGGUAAAUGAUGGGUGAAAGUGGUGCUUUCUCUAGCUCAGUUUAAGGUAUUCCUAAACUGAGUUUAAAGUGAUGUUACGGGGGAUUGUCUCCCGAAUGUUCUGCAGUGUUUUCUUUUUCCUUGCUGGCUGUGAGAGGGAUUGAAGGGAAGUGACAAGGUGAAAAUGUGUAUGUGCAUGUGAUGAAAUAUAGUUGGGUAGUUCAGGGACAGGCAGUGCCUCCCCUUGACGUGCCUAUUUAGAGAAAAUAAACAUCCACACGCUUAUGCUGCUUCAGUAACAGCUUUCAUCAUCACAAAUCUUAACACUUCAGUAACACAUGGGUUAAUUUGUUUCCUCCACAAAUUGUAUAUUUUUUAUCUGUACAGAGAUUUGUAAAGGCACGUGUAUAUACAUAUGUUUGUAUAAAUAUAUAUAUAUAUAGCUUAAAUUUUUUUCCAUGCUUCUCAUACACAUCACUUUAUAAUGCUUGUAUUGAAAGUAUGUUCUGUACAUGGUCUUCUUUUGUAGGGGAAUGACACAAAAGUUUGCUUCGAGGAGAAGCUGCAAACUAGUUUGAUGAGAUUUUAACUAACCAGCAGCGAAAUUGAUGCCACAUCUUUGAUUUCUCGUUCCAAAUAAAUUGCCACUGACUUCCACUUGCUGUAUCUGCUAUGAAAUAUGGCACUUUCACCUGGCCUUACACAUUCUCACCACUUAACUCACAAUCGAACCUCAUUCUGUUAACACUUUGACAUUUGCCUUGUGCGUUUUAACAACGAGCCAAAGUGAGGUUUUGUUUGGGCAUGUCUCAUCUACCUCUCAUUUUGAGGAACUGGUUUAUUGGAUGUCCUGGAACAAAAAGGCAUGGUUCUGUUUAUUGAUUGUAUAACGCAUGUGAAACUGCCUGUCAUUUAAAGCAAUUGAAUGGUAUCAAUUAAGAAUGUGGCAAAUACAUCUGGUCAUGGUCUUGGCAAUAAAAAUGUGUUGGAAAAAGCUGA
This is a messenger RNA of Sinocyclocheilus anshuiensis, 2921 nucleotides long. RefSeq names its product WD repeat and SOCS box-containing protein 1-like. The coding region runs from base 350 to 1621 and encodes 423 amino acids. Gene Ontology annotation, biological process: intracellular signal transduction; protein polyubiquitination. The transcript has 9 exons. The record is from RefSeq and is a predicted model, not a curated record. NCBI's taxonomy places the organism in Eukaryota, Metazoa, Chordata, Actinopteri, Cypriniformes, Cyprinidae. Gene Ontology annotation, molecular function: protein binding.